GUUUACGGUCAAUAAAGUUUUUUGUUAAAAAAAAAAGAUCAGUCGGUUAUCACGAGAGUUUGACAAUGCGACAACAUAAAAGACGCAACAUGGCGGCUUCAGACAACGACAUGAACUCCAGGCAAAUAAAAACAAAAAAACAAGAUUCGGUUUUGAUAGACCCGGGUCAGUUAAAAAUCAGAAUUAAUUUAGAGAACGAGGGCCACGAUUUUACCGACCAGGAUCAGUACAGGCAUGAAGUAAAGAAGGAGAAGCUUGACCCGGACUUUGUAGAACAGCAGCACUGGAGCAAUGGUGUGAAGCAGGAGAACCAUGACUCGGAUAUUAUGAACUAUGACCAGAACUUUGUCAGCCAAGACCACAUCAAGAGCGACAUUAAAGAGGAAAGCCACGAUCCGGAUAUUAGCGAUCAGAACCACAUCAAGAGCGAAAUUAAAGAAGAACCGCAAGAUCCGGACAUCGGCGGCCAGAAUCACACCAAGAGCGAAAUCAAAGAAGAAACUCAAGAUCCGCAUAUUACGGACCACAACAACCAAAGCGGUGGAAUAAAUGAGCAGAACCGGAACCAAGACCAUCGGAGCUACGACCCCACUGAACCCACAGAUCAGCAGAAACACAGAGGAAGAAGGGCUUCAAGACUAUACCUCUAUCAGCAAUGUGACCAAGCCUUCACCACCCCAUCAGAGUUGAAGAAUCAUCAGAAGAUUAAUUCUGGAGAAAAAACAUACAACUGUGACCAGUGUGGCAAAACAUUCACUUCAAAAAAUAGCCUAAAGACCCAUCAGCGAAUUCAUCUAGGAAAAAGAGAGAAUACCUAUAGUGUUGUUCACACUGGAGAGAAACCUCACUCGUGUGAACAAUGUGGAAAAGCUUUCUCUUGUAUUAGUGACUUGCUGACACAUCAACAUGUUCACACUGAAGAAAAACUUUACUGGUGUGAACAGUGCGGAAAAGCUUUCACUUACAACAAGAAUUUACUGAGACACAAACGUCUUCACACUGGAGAAAAACCUCACUCAUGUGCACAGUGUGGUAAAUCAUUUACUCGGCACAAUAAUUUAAUGAAACACGGACGUGUUCACAAUGGAGAGAACCCUGUCUCGUGUAAAGAGUGUGGAAUGUUUUUUUCUAAUAGCAGAAGUUUACAGAAACACAAACGCAUUCACAGUGGAGAGAAACUGCACUCAUGUGAACAAUGUGGAAAAGCGUUUUCUCGACUCAGUUAUUUAGUGAUACACAGAUGUAUUCACACUGGAGAGAAUCCUCACUCAUGCGAACAGUGUGGUAAAUCAUUUUCUCGGCACAGUAGUUUAGAGAUACACAGACGUAUUCAUACUGGAGAGAAACCUCAGUCAUGUGAACAGUGUGGAAAAGCUUUUUCUAAUAGCAGAAGUUUAUGGAAACACAAACAAAUUCACACUGGAGAGAAGCCUCACUCAUGUGCACAGUGUGGAAAAGCAUUCUUUUGGCUCAGUGACUUGUUGACACAUCAACGUGUUCACACUGGAGAGAAACCUCACUUGUGUGCACAGUGUGGUAAAUCGUUUUCUCGGCUCAACAAUUUAGUGAUACACAGACGUGUUCACAAUGGAGAGAAAACUCACUCAUGUGCACAGUGUGGUAAAUCGUUUUCUCGUCUCAGUUAUUUAGUGCUACACAGAUGUGCUCACAAUGGAGAGAACCCUCACUCGUAAACAGUGUGAAAAAGCAUUUUUCAAUUGCAGAAGUUUACUGAGACACCAAUGUAUUCACACUGGAGAGAAACCUCACUAGUAUAAACAGUGUAUCAAUCCACGUCUGGACCUAGCUAACUUAACACCAAUAUCACAACAGAACUGUGAGUUUAACAUAAACAACGCAGAUAUGGCUACAGAACUCCACCAGACCAAGACCUGUCUCUCAACUCCGGAGACCUGCAUCAUAAAUGUGGAAAGGAAACUCAUUAAUGAAGGAAGAGACUUCAUUUGGACACAAAGUUAUGGUUCAGAUGCACCAGAACUUUCAACUGUCAUGAGACAAAUGCCAUUGCAUUCUGUGUGUAAAAUUCUGUUAUUUGAUAUGAGAUUGUUUUUUGUGCAACGUUUGUUUAAUCUACAGAUUUGCCAGGAAAAUGUUCAAGAACAACAAGUGACUUUAAAUGAAAUAGUUUGAUACAGCAAGCAGAGAGGCGUCACUCUCCAGCCACUGGCUGAACUCAUCCUCUGCCUCCAGUCAGCAACCUUGCACAGGUGAUGAUGACCAAAGGUUAUUAUCACCUGUGUGAUGAACUGAAUCCUGGUUCCUGGAUCAAGCUGGUUAUUCACUACACACACACCCUUAUUCAUCAACAUUCUGUUCAUACACUGCUGGUUAUUUCUUGCUUACUGUUUUCUCAUUUAUUUUGUGUUCAUUUAAAUAUAUUCAUACUAUUUCAGUCAUAUAUUCUGUAGUAUUAGAUUAAUAAAAUGUUAAAAGGAAUCUGGUUUUGUUCAGUUUAGGUCACGGAACUGCGUCAAAAAUUCACAACUCAUUUUUGGACUAUUCUGGUUUUAUUAAAAAAAAUGUUUAUUAAAAUUAAUUAUUAAAUAAUUAAAUUGAUAUCUGAUGUUAAAUUAGAUUAAUUAUAGCUUGGUUCAGCUAAAAGACCUAAUUUUGAUUUGAAUCUGCUACAAGAGACCUGACCUGUAGCCUCCAUGUAUUUUUCACAAUUUAUACUCAUUCUAAAGUAAGGAUAUGUGUAAAUGUUCAAUUUGAAAUUCAGUGAUGUUUCAUGUUGUUUUUAAAACUUUAAAUACUGCUUUAAUCAGUUUUACAGGUUUGCUCUUCAUCAUGAUAACAGAAUAUUUCACUCAAGGUUCAAAUUUACCUCUCAAGAACUUGAAUUGUUUUACUUGGUGUCAUUGAGUAGGUCCUUUUAGAAAAUUGAAAACCAUUUUUGAUGGUACCCUGCGUUAAAGGAUGGUAGCAGCCUGAAGCUUCUGGAUGAAGCACAGACCUGUCCAGCCUCCCCUUAUCAGUUUUCUCUGUUGGUUUUAGAAAGAAAGAAGAAAGCCUUUUUUGGUCAUUAUCACUAUGUAACAUAAAAAUUUGUCUUAAUGCAUUUAACCCUUCCCUGGGGGAACAGUGGGCUCCCGGGGAGCCGGUGCUUACUCGAGGACACACUUAGUGAAGCCACCACAAUCAGAAAAGUAAUCAUGUCACAUCGAUAAAUACAUUAAGUAGGUUGCACAAAAUCAUGGUGCAGAAUACCUCCGUCUGAAGGCUGCAAACAUUAUACUGGAGACAAAAUGUGAAACAGAAACGGAUUACGUCUUGUAUCAGCCUCCUCCACCUACCCUGACCACAUGACUGGUUGCAGAGUGUCCUCUGAAAAAAAAUAAAAACAAAAACCUGUAAUGUGUCAUUAGAAUCCUGAGGUACCAAGUGCACUGUUCACUGCUCAUGAAAAAACGGUUGAAACAGUUUUCAAAAUGCAUGCAAAGUAGGUAAAUCCGUCACAUAUUGUCGGAAGUCGCUCUCCAGUCUCCACCCUGUUAACAUCUUUCGCCGUCAUGUUUUGACAGAGGGACGUGUGGAACUAUAGAAUAAACAUCAAAAAUCUAUUUUGUUCCUUAGUAAGAGGAAUUGCAAGCCAGACCUGUGUUCAUCCAAAAAGUGGGAAGUUGAGGUCAGUUUCUCAAUGUGUGUGUGUAAUCAUAACUCUUAUAUAACUUCAUAACUUAUCAUCAGGACCAGGAGACACACGUGUGUAGAAGGUCAGGUCAGAUACGAUCUCUGAAAGCAGAAUCACAAGCUCUUGUGCAGCUACAUACUACAUUUUGACACGUCACAAUUCCAAUAAAAAUGUCUUUGAAAGUCAGACAUCAUGCUUUUUUUAUAUAUUAUUAGACUGUCCUUCCAUGCAAUGCAGUUUACAUGCAAUGCAGUUUAUUUUGUUGGAACGCCACUGCCUUUCUAGUUGUCGGGUCCUGUGCUUUAGGCUGCGGAUCUCUGAGUUAUACCACGGAGCCAACCUCCUCUGAUUCACUGCCUUCUUCUUCAGAGGAGCCACUGUGUCUACGUUGUACGCAGAGAGACUGCGGCAUCAUCCAUCCAUUUUCUAAACCGCUUAUUCCCUAUUCCCUAACCCAGCUGGCUAUGGGCGAGACGGGCCAGUCCAUCGCAGGGCAACACAUAGACAUUCACACACACUCUACCUAAGGGCAAUGGAGAGUCCAAUCAACCUAAUGCACAUCUUUGGACUGUGGGAGGCCGGAGAACCCGGAGAGAACCCACGCAAGCCAGGGAGAACGUGCAAACUCCACACAGAAGGCACCGCCUCCGGGAAUCGAACCCAGAACCUUCUUGCUGUGAGGCGACAGUGCUACCCACCGCACCACCCGCCGAGACAUCAUCUACCAGACAAUUAACCUGUUCAAAAGGAUUAAGGUAACUGUUCUCCUUUGUGUAGCUACAAUGAGGCAAUGAGGCAAAAGAUGAGGCAAAAGAUGAUGGAAUCAUCUGCUUGAAUCUGGCAACAGCCUGGUCAGAUAAACAUCUUCUAUAGUAAAUUUUCUUUCCAGCUGCUGCAAGGUCAAUUAUGGUAAAUUCAAAAGUUAAUAAGAAAUGGUUAGAUUUCAACCCCAAAUGUCAGUUUGUACACCAUUUUGUGUCCUAUUUCCCUUUCACCUAACAUCAUUUCUAUAUCUGUCCCUGUGCACUACAGAACACAGUACCUCCUGACUCGCCUGCUCAUUCAACUCAUCCCUCACUUCCUCCCAUUUUAACCUGGCCAUGCAUAGAUGCAGCCUUUACAGUACAAUCCUUACAGUCUUAGACUUGAUAUCAGAUGUUCGUUGACAACUCUCCUUCCACAGACUCCUCUUCUCCUGAUGAAUCUCUGUCCUUUUUCCUUUUCUUUCACCUUGUGCUAUCCUCCACCUUCUCCCCCUUCCUCCAUUAUACCUGGAGACUGUUCGAUUUGCUGCGGAUCCACCAGUCCAGACCUAUACAGGCCGUUGGUCAGCACAUCUACCAGAAACCUCACAAUUUCUACCCUUCUUUGGGUUGAGUAAAGUAAUAGUAAAGACAUGAAUAAAGCAAUAAGAACAGCAGGACGAUGACAGGAACUUUAUAAUUUAAUACUUUACUUUAAUAAUUUAAUACUGGAAAUGGAGUGAAUAAUGACUGUGAAGCUGGAUUUGGGUGAGGUAAUUAAUAGUGCUGAUUGUACAGUCUGAUAGCAGCAGGGAGGAAAGAUUUGUGGAAUCUCUGCCUCACACAGCGAGGGUGAAGAAAGGGGAAUUGCUUUGUCUCAAAACUCACUGACCUCAGCUACCAAAAUGAUGGUUUGGAACAUUACUGUGUAGUAGAAUAGGUAAACAGUGUCCAGGCCUCAUUAAUUCCUGCUUGGAGCCCAGUUUAGAAUAGAAUAGAAUAGAAUAGAAUAGAAUAGAAUAGAAUAGAAUAGAAUAGAAUAGAAUAGAAUGCUUUUAUUAGUCCCAGAGCGGGGAAAUUCCCAUCAGCAGCCAGCUUGACCGGCACUAGUCCGACAGUGGAAGCAAAUUGCAGUACAAACAAUAAAAACACACGCACAUACAGUGGCACACAGUACAAGUCGAAACCUUGCUGGAAUUUUUUCUUGGGUUCAUCAGGACAGAUAGAUAAGGUCGGAGAGCAGACAGUGAGACUGUAAGGUGGGGUGGGAGGGGGUUGUAUCUGAAUCAGUGUAGUGAAGUGUUGUUUAUUAAAGUAUGACCGUGGCCGACCAAGAUGUUUACGUGCCAGUCCAACAGUUGUCCUUGAAGGGAGUCACAAUAAGGGAAAGAGGAUACAUAGAUACACAGCUGGUGAGCUAGAUUGGACCCGGGAAGGGAGGGGUGAGGGAGAAGGGAUAGAGUAAUACACAGCCAAUUCUAAUACAUUUUAACAAUCCAUGACUAAUUUGUCUAGAUCAAUACUCCAAUCGGUCAGAACUCAGGGCUUCAUCGCCUCUUGUGGGACCGUGGGUCACCUGUGACAUCUCCUCAAGCCUGUCAGACAAGGCUGUCACCAUAUUCACCAAGUGUUCAGUCUGUCUGCAGAUGUUAUCCCUCAGUCUCUUGUCUUCCUCCAAACGGGCUGAGAUCUUAUUAGUCAGUCCUGCCAUCCGGGCAUCCGAACGGGCUGAGUUUAAUAUAGAUUAAAAAAAGAAUAUGGCAUCACUUUAACUUUCUUAAAUAAGAAAAAAAGGGCAUAAGUAAUGCAACCUGGGGACACUUGUUGCUUCCACCUAAGGAUGGCAAUGUUGUUCCAUGUUUCCAAUCUUAGGCACUGCACGGGGGCUGCCCAUUGCUUCCCCAGGGGAUGGGUUAGAUGCACAGAACAAAUUUCAUUUAUAUUGUAACAAUGUGACAUAUCCUGAACAAAGGAUUGUUAUGAUUAUUACUAAAACAUCAUCCCACAAUUAUUGGAAAUCAUUUAAAUCAUCAAGAACAACACUAAGAUAUUGGUGUCAUCAAAUCACAUCAGUCUAAAUAGGUCAAUUAAUAAAAAACAUCCUAUAAAUUGGAUAAAACAUUAUUAUAAUCAUGUGUGUAUAUGAAAAUCAUCAUGGUUUUAGUGUAAAAUGCUAAAAUGGAGGGUGUGUGUAAUGGAAAAAUUUUGCCUUUGGGCUAUUUCUUAUCCAACACAGUCGUCAUGUGCUGGUUAGGUGCAAUACUGAACAUUCUUACACAAACAACUGAUCUCUUGUGCCCUGUCGUACAUCAAGUCUAAACAUCUGAUGUUCCAUUUGACUGACUAAUAAUUUAUGAUAUAUGUUUGUCUUUUACACCCGGACUCUGGCUCCAUCCUAUCUGACUCCCCACCAGACCCAAGGCUGUUAAAGCAAAUGCAUCUUGUCUUGGAAGCUCGGUGUUCCUUCCUUUGGAUAACAAGACAUGACGAUGCAGAAGUGAGAAAGCAAACAUUCUCACUCACAGCGAGAUAAGGUGGCGCAAACAAUUCCAUUGCUGCAGAGAGACAUUCCACCAGAGCCAGAGAAAGGGGUUAAAAGGCAGAAGCAACUUGAGGAUCGUGGGCUCUUUGCAUCACGCCUUCGUGGUGUGUGCACUGAUCUCCCCAGCUGGUUUUUGGUUUGUUGAUGUGCACGAUCAACAUCCAUGCUUUUUAUUUGCUUUCCCCAUUAUUUUUAUUUUCUUUAUUAUUUCAAUAAAUCGCACAAAAGGACAA
Molecule: messenger RNA, 7170 nt
Organism: Betta splendens (Siamese fighting fish)
Lineage: Eukaryota; Metazoa; Chordata; Actinopteri; Anabantiformes; Osphronemidae
Product: zinc finger protein OZF-like
Exons: 2
Coding region: 66-1694 (542 amino acids)
Source: RefSeq, a predicted model, not a curated record